AUGGAGACCUAUGGCCCCAGCUUCUGCCUCAUCAUCUCAGGUUUUGCCAAAGCUCACCUGCACUACUCCACCUGCGCCAUCUUACUUCGGAACCCAGCUGGGACGGGCUCUUCUCCAGCGCUGCUCAGCAACAUUGCAGACACCCGCUGGCUUGGCCGAAGAAAAUCAGAGCUGGGAGGGGAGAAGAGGGACACGGCCGGCGCCUUAGGAGCUGCUCGGGGCUGGGUGUGGGUGUGGGAGAGGACGGCUCCAGGCCUUCCCACUGCCACGUGGCGCCGCCGUGGGCGCGGACGGGCUGCUGGAGCGCGCUACGAGCGGAUCCCCCGCACCGCCGGGCUGCAAAGACCCAGCCCCAGCGUGCUCCGCCCCUCCAGGCUCUCUUCGGGUAUUUGGGCCUCGCAGUGGUCCCUCCCGUGCCGGCCGGCUCGGGGUCCCCAGGCCAUCGCCCACUACCAUGGCCCCACCCCGCAGGCGGGACUCUACCCCUUGUCCUGCCCACCGCAAGGAGCAGCCCGCCACCUCCCGGGCACCCUCUGGGUGUCACCGGGGUCUCGCUCGGCCCGGCGUCCGGGACAUCCCGAGCGCGCCCUCGCCCGGACUCCCGGGUCCGACCUCUCGGGCAGGGCGCGGGGCUGCUCCCCGCUCCCCGCCGCCUCGGGGCGUCCGGGCUCGGCGGCGGGCAGCGGCGCCGGGUCACCGCAGGCUGAGCGCGGCGCCCGAUCGCCCGCCCGCCCGCCGUCCCCGCCUCCGCCGCCCGCGCGCGCGCUGCUGCCCCGCCCUCCCGCGCUCCCCGCCCUCGCGGCGCCGCGCCUCCUCCGCCCCGCGCCCUGCGUGCUGCAGCUGCGGGCGGCUCCAGCUGCCCCAGAUGUGGGCUGGGCGGCGGCGGCGGCGGCGCGCGGGCAACUUUCGCGCCGGCUGCGAGUGCGGGGCCCGGCUGCGGCGUGGCGGCUGCCAUGGAGGAGGCGCGGGCUGGGCCGCUCGCCGCCCGCCUUGCCCCGCGCUGCUGCCCUGCCGCUGCCGCUGCUGCUGCUGCGCUGCUCCAGCUCCAGCCGCGGCUCCUGCUGCCGCCGCCCGCGAGCGCCCCGUUCGCCGCCGCCGCCGCUCCCCCGGGUAGGUGCCCCGCGCGGCGCGCCCCUCCCCGGGCGCCGGCUGCGAACUCGCGCGCGCCCUGCCCAACUUGCCCAACUUCGAGGCCGGGCGGGCGAGACCCUGGGCGCCCCCCAAGCCGGCCGAGCCCCCGCGCUGGCCGGAGGAGCGAUGCGCGCCGGCCCGGUCGGGGAGCGGGGCUGGGCGGCGGCGGCGGCGGCGGAGCUGGGGGACGCUCUGGUGGGCGCUGCGCUGCGCUGCUCGCCCCGGGUCCCCCGGAGGACCGUGCGGGGCGCCCGCUCCGGCUCCCCUCCCGGGGACUCCGAGAGUUGCGAGACGGAGGGAGGGGCCCGGGCAGCGGGGACGGCCGCCUGCGCCCCGGAGCACCCUCUCCGUCGUCCCGUACGCCCCGGGGUGCGGGGUGCGGGCCCAGGGAGGGCUGGGGAGGCGCGGGGGGCGUGGGAGGGGCCCCCGCCCGCGGGUGCUGGGGUUCGGGGUGCGUCCGGGCGAUGUGUUGGCGCCCUGGAGGGCCCCGGGACAGGGAUCCCGCGGCGGCGGGGACUGGCACGCUCGCGCGCUGCUGCUGGCGGGGCGCGUGAACCCCAGGGGCGCGGAGCGGAGCGCAGCCUGGUGGUGCCGGUGCGCACGGACGCGCGGGGCCGCUGGCUGUCCCACGCGGUGUCAGCGGCGCCCACCGGCUCGGGGGUCCGCGCGCGCCGGGCCGCGCCCCCCGACGCGCCCCCCGGCGCUCUCUUCUACAACGUCACGGUUUUCGGCCGAGACCUGCACCUGAGGCUGCGCCCCAACUCGCGCCUCGUGGCCCCCGGCGCCACGGUGGAGUGGCAGGGCGAAGCGGGCGCCGCCCUCCGCGUGGAGCCGCUGCUGGGGACCUGCGUGUAUGUCGGGGACGUGGCGGGCAGCGGCGAAGCCUCCUCCGUGGCGCUCAGCAACUGCGACGGCCUGGCAGGUCUGAUCCGAGUGGAUGAGGAGGAAUUCUUCAUUGAGCCCUUGGCCAAAGGAGAGGCUGACAUGGAAUCUACUCAGGGCCGUUUACAUGUGGUCCACCGUCGGCCGCCCACCCCCAGGCCACUGCCUUCAGGUGGACCAUCGAGCCUGGACACAGGGGCCUCCCGAUUCAGCCUGGACAACCUCAGUCGUGCCCUGGGAGUCCUGGAAGAGAGGCUCAAUAGCUCCAUGCACCAGCGGCGGCGGCAGCGCAGGCACACAGCCGAGGACGACUACAACAUCGAGGUGCUGCUGGGCGUGGACGAUUCUGUGGUCCAGUUCCACGGGAAGGAGCAUGUCCAGAAGUACCUACUCACACUCAUGAACAUUGUCAAUGAAAUCUAUCAUGAUGAAUCCCUGGGCGCCCACAUCAAUGUUGUGCUGGUACGAAUUAUCCUGUUGAGCCAUGCCAAGUCCACAAGCCUCAUCGAGAUCGGGAACCCCUCUCAGAGUCUGGAGAACGUGUGUCGCUGGGCCUACCUGCAGCAAAAGCCAGACACAGACCAUGUCGAGUACCAUGAUCAUGCCAUCUUCCUAACUAGGCAGGAUUUUGGACCCUCAGGCAUGCAAGGCUAUGCCCCCGUCACUGGUAUGUGCCACCCUGUGCGCAGCUGCACGCUGAACCAUGAGGACGGCUUCUCCUCUGCCUUCGUGGUGGCCCACGAGACUGGCCAUGUGCUGGGCAUGGAGCACGAUGGACAAGGCAACCGCUGUGGCGACGAGGUGCGGCUGGGGAGCAUCAUGGCCCCCCUUGUGCAGGCUGCCUUCCACCGCUUCCACUGGUCCCGCUGCAGCCAGCAGGAACUGAGUCGCUACCUGCACUCCUACGACUGCCUGCGGGAUGACCCCUUCGCACACGACUGGCCAGAACUGCCCCAACUGCCUGGGCUCCAUUAUUCCAUGAACGAGCAGUGCCGCUUUGAUUUCGGCCUGGGUUACAUGAUGUGCACCGCGUUCCGGACAUUCGACCCCUGUAAACAGCUAUGGUGCAGUCAUCCAGACAACCCCUACUUUUGCAAGACCAAGAAGGGACCCCCCCUAGAUGGUACCAUGUGUGCACAAGGCAAGCACUGCUUCAAGGGACACUGUGUGUGGCUGACCCCAGAUAUCCUCAAACGUGAUGGCAACUGGGGCGCCUGGAGUCCAUUUGGCUCGUGCUCCCGCACCUGCGGCACCGGUGUGAAAUUCCGAACCCGCCAGUGUGAUAAUCCACACCCAGCCAAUGGAGGCCGCACCUGUUCCGGCCUGGCCUAUGACUUCCAGCUGUGUAGCCCACAGGGCUGCCCAGAUGCACUGGCUGACUUCCGUGAAGAGCAGUGCCGCCAAUGGGACCUGUACUUCAAGCAUGGGGAUGCUCAGCACCACUGGUUGCCCCACGAACACCGAGAUGCCAAGGAGAGAUGCCACCUGCACUGCGAGUCCCGUGAAACUGGGGAAGUGGUGUCCAUGAAGCGCAUGGUGCACGACGGCACCCGCUGCUCCUACAAGGACGCCUUCAGCCUGUGUGUACGCGGCGACUGCAGGAAGGUGGGCUGUGACGGUGUCAUUGGAUCAAGCAAGCAGGAGGACAAGUGUGGCGUGUGUGGUGGGGACAACAGUCACUGCAAAGUGGUCAAAGGCACCUUCUCGCGGGCCCCUAAGAAGUUGGGUUACAUUAAGAUGUUCGAGAUCCCUGUAGGAGCCAGACAUCUGCUCAUCCAAGAGACUGACAGCACUGACCACCACUUGGCCAUCAAGAAUAUGGAGACAGGCAAGUUCAUCUUCAAUGAGGAUAAAGAUGGGCAGCCCAGGUCAAGGUCCUUCAUUGCCAUGGGCGUGGAGUGGGAGCACCGGGAUGAGGAUGGCCGUGAGACGCUUCAGACCAUAGGCCCCCUGCAUGGUGCCAUCACCGUGCUGGUGGUCCCACAGGGAGAUGCCCGCAUAGAGCUCACCUACAAGUACAUGAUCCACGAGGACGCACUCAAUGUGGACGGCAACAACGUGCUGGAGGACGGCUCCACGGGCUUCGAGUGGGCGCUGAAGAAGUGGACACCCUGUUCUCGGCCCUGCGGGGGAGGGUCUCAGUUCACCAAGUAUGGCUGCCGCCGGAGGCUGGACCACAAGAUGGUGCAACGAGGCUUCUGCGACUCCGUGGCCAAGCCUAAGGCCAUCCGCCGCGCCUGCAACCCUCAAGAGUGCUCCCAGCCUGUGUGGGUGAUGGGCGAAUGGGAGCCGUGCAGUCAGAGCUGUGGGCGGAUAGGUACACAAGCACGCUCGGUGCGCUGUGUGCAACCGCUACAGAACAACAUCACACGCUCCGUGCACAGUAAACACUGCAAUGACGAGCGGCCCGAGGGGCGCCGGGCCUGCAACCGUGAACUCUGCCCUGGCCGCUGGAGAGCUGGGCCUUGGUCCCAGUGUUCGGUGACUUGUGGCAACGGCACUCAGGAACGGCCAGUGCUUUGCCGCACCACAGACGACAACUUCGGCAUCUGCCGGGAGGCACGGCCUGAGACAGCCCGGAUCUGCAGACUUAGCCCAUGUCCUCGAAACCUCUCGGACCCAUCCAAGAAGAGCUAUGUAGUCCAGUGGCUGUCGCGCCCAGACCCCAAUGCACCCGGGCCUAAAAGCUCGUCAAAAGCUCGCUGCCAAGGGGACAAGUCCAUGUUCUGUAAGAUGGAGGUUUUGUCUCGUUAUUGCUCCAUCCCAGGCUACCAAAAGCUCUGUUGCCAAUCCUGCAGUAUGCAGGAAAACCAGACCCACCUGGAUGAUCGAGCCCAGCCACUGCCACCUCCAUCACCACUGCCAAGGACGCACAAUGACAUCUUACAAGAAGUGCUGGAGCCCUCUUCCAUGCCACCCACCCUCCUUUCUCAGGGAGAUUUGGAGCCCACCCACCUAGCACCCACCCUACUUCCACAAGAAGAUCUGGAGCCUACCCUCCCAGUACCCACCCUCCUUCUACAGGAAAAUCUGGAGCUCAAGAACUCAGCACCCACCUUUCUUCCACAGGAAGAUCUGGAGCCCACCCACCCACCACCCAUUCUCAUUCUGCAGGAAGAUCUGGAGUCCACCCACUCAGCACUCCCCUUUCUUCCACGGGAAAAUCCAGAGCCCACUCAUCCAUUACCCACCCUCCUUCUGCAGGAAAAUCUGAAGCCCACCCACCCAGCACCCACCCUCCUCCUUCAGGCUCCUCUCAAUGGCUCAAGUUCCAAAGCCACAGAAGAGCAUCCCGAAAUCAAUGCUGUAGAUGGACCCUAUAAAACCCCCAGCCCGCACAUAGGUAAUUUCAUCCCACGUCGGCCCAGCCGCUAUGAGAAAACCCGCAACCGGCGCAUCCAGGAGCUUAUGGAGGAGAAGAGGCGGCGGGAGGAGCAGCACUCAAAGAUGCAAUAAAGCAGAGAGAUCCCCCGGUGUCCCCUUCUUUCUUGCUUCUAGAGUGAUCCCCAGCUCGCUUUUCAGGAUUGGCCUGGUCCUGUGGUCUGUGAGGAAACAGGGAGGAAGCCAAUUUCCAAUCUAUAUCCUGAAAUGUUCUAGAACCCAGGGGGUGUGGGAAAGCAGAGCAGGCAGAAAAGUGAAGGGAACUUCAAGAGAGACACCCCAGGGCAUUUCAUACCUGUGUCCCAGAAAGGCACAGCCCCCAAGGACCCUCAGAUGCUGACAGGGUGUGUCUCAGUCUCCCAGGGACCCCCAGGUGCUGGAGGGGGUAUGUCUCAGAUAUCCCAGGAAACUUCAGGUGCUGGAAGAGCCAUGUCACUCCCCACAUGGUUCUGAGGGGACAUGUCUCAAAUGUACCCAGGGAACCCAGGUGCUGGAGAGGGUGUGUCCCACAUACCUCUAGGGACCACCAGGUGCUGGAAGGGUAUGGAUCAUUCCUACCAGGGAACCCUAGGUACUUAGCAGUCAUAUCUCAG
This is a messenger RNA of Suncus etruscus (white-toothed pygmy shrew), 5987 nucleotides long. It is a transcript of the gene ADAMTS2, whose product is annotated as ADAM metallopeptidase with thrombospondin type 1 motif 2. Gene Ontology annotation, biological process: extracellular matrix organization; proteolysis. The transcript has 28 exons. NCBI's taxonomy places the organism in Eukaryota, Metazoa, Chordata, Mammalia, Eulipotyphla, Soricidae. Gene Ontology annotation, molecular function: zinc ion binding; metalloendopeptidase activity. The record is from RefSeq and is a predicted model, not a curated record. The coding region runs from base 1 to 5469 and encodes 1822 amino acids.